CGCUACACGCACAACUUCAAUUUGCCCACGCAGUUUCUCGUCUGCCAGACGGCGAAGCCGACGCCGACGGCGAGGCUGGAGCAGGAGCAGGAGGAGAAGGGGGGGGCGGGCGACGGCAUCGGGCUCAACGACGGUCGCUGCGUCGAGCUCAUCAACAAAGGCGCCAUUCGUAGCCUCGUCGACAAGGAGCACAUGCGCUCGUUCAGCUGGGCCCAGUGA
Messenger RNA from Protopolystoma xenopodis, 219 nucleotides. The record is from the annotation of a GenBank genome assembly. Lineage: Eukaryota; Metazoa; Platyhelminthes; Monogenea; Polystomatidea; Polystomatidae.